Messenger RNA from Mycena indigotica, 930 nucleotides. Its product is annotated as GATA zinc finger domain-containing protein. Gene Ontology annotation, molecular function: zinc ion binding; DNA-binding transcription factor activity, RNA polymerase II-specific; RNA polymerase II cis-regulatory region sequence-specific DNA binding. The transcript is spliced from 4 exons. NCBI's taxonomy places the organism in Eukaryota, Fungi, Basidiomycota, Agaricomycetes, Agaricales, Mycenaceae. The coding region runs from base 1 to 930 and encodes 309 amino acids. The record is from RefSeq and is a predicted model, not a curated record. Gene Ontology annotation, biological process: positive regulation of transcription by RNA polymerase II; negative regulation of transcription by RNA polymerase II.
AUGUCGCGGGAUGGGUGUACACACGGAUGGUCUGGCGCACUCAGCAUCAUUAUUCAAUUUGGAGAAGCGCGUCGCGGGAGGAGGCCCGGCGGGGUAACAGAGCCUAUGCUAUCAAGAGGCCUCCGGUUCAUCCUAGCUGCAAUGAGCGACGGACAUAAUUAUAACUUCUACUCGCCUUAUGGCGCUCCGAAUAGCGGCGGACACCCGGGCCCGGGCGGCUACUCGCAGCAGUAUCCACAGGAGUACGGGCAGUCUGACGCUGGCGACGGCGCGUUCGCUGGUUGGAACGAAGGAAUGGGAACCGCUCAAGCGUAUCAUUACCCUCCGAUCGCCGGUACCGCUUAUCCUCAGCACGGCGUACCUGAUUAUGGACACCACCAGCCUGUGGCCAACCAUGUAGGCCAGCCUCAACUUCCUCAACCAGGCCACCGCCAAUCACGCUACUCGUCGCUUGCCGGCGCUAUGGGGCCUACUCCACCCUCAAUACCAUCAACGAGCUCCCCGCAAGGCCCUCCCACCGGUAGUCAGACCCAUGCGAAAGAAAUCGCCCUCGCACCGGCCGAUCCCGGAGACUAUCCCUUCAAUGCGUCAACCAGUGCAUCGAAAGUCUGUACCCGCUGUGGCACGCGCACGACACCGCUCUGGCGCCGCCACCCGCAGACCGACAAGCCCGUCUGCAACGCCUGCGGGCUCUACUUUAUCAACAAGCAACGCGACCGGCCGGCGGACCGCUGGGAGCCGCCCGCGCCGUCGAUGUCCGGAGCCGGGCCGGUGUGUGCGAACUGUGGGACGACUGUGGCGAGCGCGUGGCGGCGCGACAAGAAGGGCGCGCAGGUUUGUAAUGCGUGUGGGGUAUAUGAGCGUGCGCGGGGUGUCCCCCGUCCGGUCGAUUUCCGCACAGAUGUUGUCAAGACACGCCCUAAGGAUUAG